This is a messenger RNA of Lactuca virosa, 234 nucleotides long. The record is from the annotation of a GenBank genome assembly. Lineage: Eukaryota; Viridiplantae; Streptophyta; Magnoliopsida; Asterales; Asteraceae.
AUGUUUAAUCUCAAUAGGGUGGUUGGGAAUCCAUCAGAUAUGGUGGAUACUAUGAAUAAGGUAGCAACGUUGGAUGUUGAACUAACUAUUGAAGAAAUGAACUUGAUUUCAGUUGGGUACAAGACCGUGGUGGGGUCACAAAGGGCAUCAUGGAGAAUAUUGUCUUUAAUUGAACAAAAGGAUGAAUCAAGAGGCAAUAAAGUGAAUGUAAAACGGAUUAAGGAAUACAAAUAA